This is a messenger RNA of Ciona intestinalis (vase tunicate), 1103 nucleotides long. Its product is annotated as large ribosomal subunit protein uL18. Lineage: Eukaryota; Metazoa; Chordata; Ascidiacea; Phlebobranchia; Cionidae. Gene Ontology annotation, molecular function: structural constituent of ribosome; 5S rRNA binding. The record is from RefSeq and is a predicted model, not a curated record. Gene Ontology annotation, cellular component: cytosolic large ribosomal subunit; ribosome. Gene Ontology annotation, biological process: ribosomal large subunit assembly; translation.
AAAUGCGGAAGUGGAUCGCAAGAACUUUUUCUCAUUCUUUUUCAGUGCGUCGGCCCCAAGACCGAAGCUACCUGCACAUUGUCCAUGUGAGCGAGCUCAAGGAGCGAUAAAUAUGGGAUUUGUAAAAGUUGUAAAAAACAAAGCGUACUUCAAGCGGUACCAAGUAAAAUAUCGAAGACGACGGGAAGGCGUGACCGAUUAUUUUGCGAGAAAACGGCUCGUCGUUCAAGACCGCAACAAGUACAACACCCCUAAGUAUCGCAUGAUCGUGAGGUUUACGAACAAGGACAUUAUUACUCAGAUAGCGUACGCCCGAAUUGAGGGAGAUGUUGUCAUAUGCGCUGCAUAUGCACAUGAACUUCCAAGGUACGGUGUCAAGGUCGGGUUGACCAACUACUCCGCUGCUUACUGCACUGGCUUGUUGUUGGCCAGGAGGUUGCUUACCAAAUUUGGAUUGGAUAAAAUCUACGAAGGACAAACAGAGAUUGAUGGUGAUGAAUACAAUGUUGAAGACAUUGAUGGCCAACCGGGUGCAUUCAGAGCAUUCUUGGAUAUUGGUCUUGCCCGUACCACUACCGGUGCACGAAUAUUCGGUGCAAUGAAGGGAGCUGCUGACGGUGGUCUCGACAUUCCCCACUCAGUGAAAAGGUUCCCAGGUUACGAUGCCGAGAGCAAGGAGUUCAAUGCUGAGGUUCAUCGUAACCACAUCUUCGGACAACACGUCAGCGAGUACAUGACAAGCUUGGAGGAAUCGGAUGAAGACGCUUUUAAACGUCAAUUCUCCCAGUACAUUAAGAACGGGAUUACAGCUGAUGGGGUUGAAGAGAUGUACAAGAAAGCGCACGCUUCUAUUCGUGAAGACCCUACACCUAAAGCUAAGGUGGAAAAACAGGUCCCAAAGAAGAGAUGGAACCGCGCCAAGUUGACCAAGAGUCAACGAGAGGACCGUGUCCGACAAAAGAAGGCGUCAUACCUUCGCGCAAUUGGCGCAGGGGACAACUAAACUGGUUGCCGCAUUGUUUGGUGACGUCAUCACAUAUUAUGACGUCAUCAGUGACUCGCGGUGGAGGCGACCAGAAUAAAUUAAAAAUCUUAACCUUGAA